AUGUCAAUCUCCGGUGAUAACGAUGAUAUCGAAAUGGCAGUGAUGGACUCUGAAGAUCAACCACUCCUUCAACCUCAAUUGCGAACAGCGAAAAAUCGGGUCCCAAUACUCAAAAGGCUGAACGAUGAACAACAAUUGAAUCUUCUCAUGGUGACGUUGAUUGCCGUCCUUUUGCUCGGCGCCUCGAUCGGAUAUCUCUGGGUAUUUCUGGCAGGGGGAUUUUCGGGAACUGGCGAAGUUCUCAUCGAUGAGAAAGAACAUCGUUUGGUGAUGGAGCUGCGCCGUAACCUCACUCGGAGUGAGGGAAAGAUGCUCAUGUGA
Messenger RNA from Caenorhabditis remanei, 321 nucleotides. RefSeq lists its product as uncharacterized. The transcript is spliced from 3 exons. The record is from RefSeq and is a predicted model, not a curated record. The coding region runs from base 1 to 321 and encodes 106 amino acids. NCBI's taxonomy places the organism in Eukaryota, Metazoa, Nematoda, Chromadorea, Rhabditida, Rhabditidae.